Molecule: messenger RNA, 5106 nt
Organism: Saccostrea echinata
Lineage: Eukaryota; Metazoa; Mollusca; Bivalvia; Ostreida; Ostreidae
Product: CUGBP Elav-like family member 2
Exons: 17
Coding region: 147-1928 (593 amino acids)
Biological process (GO): regulation of alternative mRNA splicing, via spliceosome; mRNA splice site recognition
Cellular component (GO): cytoplasm; ribonucleoprotein complex; nucleus
Molecular function (GO): mRNA 3'-UTR binding
Source: RefSeq, a predicted model, not a curated record
AAUUUUUGUUGCUUAACAUUGCAACACACAAGAGGUUUCUAUUAAGUUGUGCUCUAACUGAAAAAAAAAUAACCGCACACAAAAGGGAGGAAAAAAAGUUUUUGGAAUUAUGUUGUGAAUUACACCGGAGUGCAUUUUGUGAACACAUGCUUGUGCGGUCGGUUGUAAGAAUCGGGGCUGGUGAGAGGGACAGUGGAAUUCUGGGAUUGUACCAAGCGAUGUCGGACUCCGAACAGGAAGGAGGAUGUGUGAAGAAAUCGCGAUUGUCCAGUUAUAGUGACGGGGAAGUCAGUGUAAGAACAAUGAAUGGCCAGGUCCAAAAAUCAGAGCCCGACCCAGAUGCCAUCAAAAUGUUUGUUGGUCAAAUUCCAAGGUCGAUGGAUGAAAAUGAUCUCCGCAAAAUGUUUGAAGAGUUUGGUGCAGUGUAUCAGCUAAAUGUUCUCCGUGACAAAGCCACAGGACAAAGUAAAGGUUGCUGUUUUGUCACAUUUUACACAAGGAAAGCAGCACUAGAUGCACAGAAUGCAUUACACAAUAUCAAAACAAUGAGUGGGAUGCACCAUCCCAUUCAGAUGAAACCAGCAGACAGUGAGAAAAGGAAUGAGGAAAGGAAAUUAUUUGUCGGGAUGAUUUCCAAGAAGUGCUCGGAGAGUGAUGUUAAAAUGAUGUUUGCUCCAUUUGGUUCAAUAGAGGACUGCACGAUAUUGAGGGAUCAGAACGGACAGAGUCGAGGAUGUGCUUUUGUAACGUAUGCCAAUAGACAGUCUGCUCUGAAUGCCAUAAAGAACAUGCAUCACUCACAGACCAUGGAGGGGUGUUCAUCACCUAUUGUUGUGAAGUUUGCAGAUACACAGAAAGAAAAGGAAGCGAAAAAAAUACAACAAAUAAAUCAAAAUCUCUGGAACAUAUCAGCAGGGGGUGUGGCUGGCUUCUCCCCCCAAUAUAUCACAUUGUUACAACAGGCAGCAAUGGCUGGAAAUCUGGGACUCCUCAACACAGGAAAUCUAGCGUCGCCCACCGGCGGUACUAAUCCCCUCGCUGUUCAGCAGUUACUGUUGGCAGCAGCGAAUGCGGCAGCAUCCGGGAAUAAUACAGGGCUUCUAGCGGCCCUUGCCGCACUCCAAACCAACAACAGUGGGGGGAAUAUGUCAUCUCCCUGUCAAACGCCAACCAGUGCUAGUAAUUCAUGUGGAUCAGGUGAACCAACAUUACCCCUCCAGAACCUACAGGGACUGGCCGCUCUCACCUCAGCCACAGGUAACCCAGCAGCAGGUGGUAUUGGUGCUUUGGGAAUGCAGAGCAUAGCAGCGUUAAAUCAAAUAGCGGGAGUGACGAAUUCCACCUCAGCAUCAGGAUCUGUCACGGGCACAUCCCCCACUAACUCUUUGAGCGGCCUGGCAAGUCUACAGACCCUUGGUAACAAUAAUUUUGCCUCGGUGUCCCCGGGGGUCACGUCUAAUGGACUAGGGGGUUCUUCGGCCCCCGCGGGGAUGGAUGCCCUUAGCCAGGCCUAUACUGGGAUCCAGCAAUACGCAGGUUUGUCCAGUUUACUCUCUCCCGCAGGAAAAGCAUCAUUCCCAAAUGCAUUCAACACUCAAGCAGCUCAACAGAUCCAACAGGCCCAGGCCAAUUCACCAGCGGGGAAACAGACAGAGGGUCCAGAUGGUGCUAACUUGUUUAUUUACCACCUCCCCCAGGAGUUCAGUGAUCAGGAUCUGAUGCAGACAUUCUUGCCUUUUGGAACCGUAAUAUCAGCCAAAGUCUUUAUAGAUAAACAGACAAACCUCAGUAAAUGUUUUGGGUUUGUGAGCUAUGACAAUGCUCUGUCGGCCCAGGCAGCCAUACAAGCAAUGAAUGGCUUUCAGAUUGGAAUGAAGCGACUUAAAGUUCAGCUGAAGCGACCUAAAAGUGACAGCAAACCUUACUAGAGGGACACACUGUGAUUUUGACGUCUGACUGUCUCCACGUGGCGUUCUCUUCAUGUUACCUUUUUGUCGCUCGUUGUGUGCCCGGAGCUUUGUGUCGGCAGGAGUUACUUCCCUUGGCCUCAACCACAGGGACUGUUCAUUAUUUUGUAUAUUUCCUGGUGUGGCCUGUUAGAAACAGGAAGCUAUAAUUUUUUUUUAAUCUCUUUUUUUUUUUAAUUUUGUUUUUGUUGACUCAAAUAGUAAUGUGCUUCAUUUUAAUCAGGAUUGUAUACCAAAGAUACAUUUAUUUUUUGUAUGUAAUCAAAAAGAAAAGCUGAUAAUUUUGUUUCCAUGACAAUAUUGUACAUAGUCGGGCUGGGUAUGUGGUGCCAGCUUUUAGUGCUAUAUUUAGGUAAGUUGUUAGUGUGUAUUGCCGCGCAUUGUAAAUGCUAGGACAAGAUAUGCCUCAAUUAUCAGCUGAUGUAUGCCCUCCGCUAGUCAAAUCAUGAUACUCCAUGCUACCACUACUACAAACCAACCUACUUACCCCUCCCCCUUCUAUUCCCCAAAACAAAGUGCUCUGAGGAUGUCAGAAAGCAUGGUAAAAAAAAACAAACAAACAAACAAACAUUUUAGGUAAUAUUUAUGCUCCCUGGCUCAUCAUGGGUUGAUUUGCAAAGUUAAAAAAAAUAUUGAAAAUAAAACAUUGUAGUCAUCAAACAUUGAAAAUAUCUGGUACUCUUAGGAAAUAUGCACAUUUUUAAUUUUUUCCUUUUCUUUCUUUCUUUUUUUUUUUGGGGGGGGGGAGAGAAGAGAGGGUGCUGAAAUUGAUCUUCUCAAAAAUAUUGAUGAAAUUUGUCCACAUGGUUGGUUUGAAGUACAGAGUAAGCAAAAAAAAAAAAAACAAUUAUGUAUUAUUUUUUGUUGCCUCUCUCUAAAUUUCAUUUUUAUUAGAAGCAGUUUUGUCUUGUUGCAGCUCAAUAAGUACAUAAUAGAAUUUUUGAAUCAAGAUCAACUUGGCACAGUGUAGUAUUUACUCAUAUGAAUAUAUUUAUGUUUCAAGGUCAUUCCUAGAAAAAUGUCCCCAGCUCAAUAAAUAUGAUUAAGCUAUAUAAAAUAAUACCCAGAAUUCUUACUAAAGCUGUUAAUUAAUCAAUUUUCAAUUUGGAAGCCAACAGCACCCUUUGUUUUAGGAGAGUAAUUUUUCUGGGAGUGACCUGUAUGAGCCUCGGUUACAUAACCUUUGUGCACUUAGGUUAGUAACCUUAUAUUUCUCUGGUCUUGUGACCUAUUUGUACUAGGGUAUUAGCUCCUUGAGGAGCGUUUAUAGACCCCCUCUCAGGGCUUAGUCAAGUGUACAGUUUAGACUAGCGUCCCUGUGGUUGGGAUAUUUUAUAUGUAUGUAGCUUAUUACAUGUACGAGAAACAGAUUUUUAUGGUGAGGUUUUUUAAAUACAGAAAGACAGCUAUAUAUUUUUUUUUCUUUGUGGUCAGUGUUUUUGCAGUGUUUUCAGUUUUGUUUUCAAACAAUGUUAUUGUUAUGGUUUUGUUUGUGAAGGUUUCAAAAAUCAAAAGAUUGUUUAGGAACUUGUUAUUUUUACUAUAUAUUAUCUUGUUUGUUUUUAAUGGUUCACAAUGAGAUGUUUUUACUGUAUUGAGCACUAGCAGCAUUAGGGAGCACCUGUUGGUCCCCCUUGCAACAUUAGGGGGCACUGGUUGGUCCCCCUAGUUUUUGUUUGGGUUGUAUUGUUUCAUUGUCUGUACUCAGAACUCACAUUUUUAACUGAGUGAAAUUCUUUGUUUGAUGUUAACCCUAACUUACAGGCAGUGCUGUUACAAACAAAAUUCAUGUAUAGAUUUAUUUUUAUUUUCGUACAAAAUAGACAUCAACAAAAUCGCCUAUUAAGAGUCAGAUGCUUACUGUAUGCUGUCAGUUCUCAGCAAUAAUUCAUGUUUAGUAUGUGCCUUACUGCAAAUGUGGAACAGAUUUGUCUAAGGUGUCAAGUAUAUAUAUAGAGUUAUAUAUUUUUGGUUUAUCUUGUUAAAGAAAUACGCUCUAGAUGUUACCAUGGUAAUAUGGAAAUCAUCUUUUAUCAUUUAAAUGAGGUAAAUAAAGCUAUUAGGAAACCAGUUUAUUUGGGAACCAGUCAGAAUAUGAUGACCCUGGAACAGGGUUCAAGGUUCAGGGGUCACUAGAUCGUGUUCUCUGUAUUAACCCUCCUAAUGUCUGUUAACCUCGCUAAAACUCAGGAAUUCAUGUUAAGUGUUACAACUCCUUUGUAUACCUGUUCACAUUAAGCUAGUCAGAAAUAUUAAACUUUCAUUAAAUAACAGAAAAAAAAAAUCAAAAAUCACAUAGAGAGUUAUUUAGAUAUUAUAUUCAUCAGAAAUCACCCUAGGACAUUAAAUAAUGUGGUAUUAAGUUUUACAUCUAAAUAAUGUGGUAUUAAGAUAUACAUUGUUUAAAACACGGUGAAUAUUGAUUUUAUUUUUAUUGCUCAAAAUUUGUUCUUUGUGGGUUUAAUUUUUAUGUCUGUUUUUUUUUUUCUUUUAUUUUUAUGGCGUUUUCAAACUACGAAGGAUGUUAUACAUAUCAAAAGAUUUUAACAUGCCUUGUUAAGAUAUUAUUUAAAGAGGUUACUCAUUUUACUAAUAUUGCUCACAUCAAAAAGAAAAAAAAAACCAAAUUAGAUUGCCAAAGAGUAUUCAUUAGGGUUUGUUUAUUAGCUACCCCAUGACAUUUGCAUGCUGGCUGUAGGAAUAAAAUAGGAUCUCAUUUGACUAGUGUGGCCAUAAAGUUACCAGAAUCAUUAACUGAGAGUCGGAGAAGAGACUAUUAUUGGAUAUACUCAACUCUGUUCUCCUAGUCAAAAUAUAAUGAAAAAUCAGUAUUACCAUGAAAAAAAAAACUGUCAAAAUUUUGCAUCUCAUAGAGACACAAUAACACUAAAAAACUAUUAAUUCAUGAAUAGAAAAAUUUCCCUAUUCAGUUUGUUACCAAAUCAUAGAAAAAAAUGUCCAUAUGGAUUUUAUAAAACAUAGUUUCAAGAUUUUUUUUUUUCAGUUCACUGCAAGAAAAUUGUACUCAUUGUCUGUCAUGUGACCAGAAGAUCAGUCAUGUGACUGUCACAUGAUCUUGUGUUAGUGUUGUGAUUUGGCUGUGUACAUUAUGAUAUGCCAAUAAACAGUUAAAUAAUGA